AUGGCAGAUCUCAUUGCUGCCCAGCUCUCAGCUCGCGUAAACAGCGCCCUCGAACAAACCGCCAAAGACCUCCGUCUCGAUGCAGCCGUCGCAGCAGCCUCCGGCUCGAAACAGCGGAUUACGAGUUUGAAUGACCCCCGUAUGAGGGAUGUGAGGAAACGGUUGGAUUCGAAAAUGGAGCUGGAGAGGUUGGAAGCAUUGAAGCAGUUGAAUGGACUUAUGUCGAGGGGGCAGGAUGUUUCGGAGUACUUUGCUGAUGUUGUGAAGAAUGUUGCUUCUCCUUCACUGGCGAUCCGGAAGCUCGUUUAUGCCUACCUCCUACGCUACGCCGAAGCCGAACCCGACCUCGCCCUUCUAUCUAUUAACACCAUCCAGAAAGCAUUGGGUGACAAGAACCAAUUGGUGCGGGGUCUAGCACUACGAGUCAUGGCUGGAAUCAGAGUCCCAGUCAUCAGCGGUAUCGUCCUUCUUGGUAUCAAGAAGUGCGCGACGGAUCCAUCGCCGUAUGUACGAAAGUCGGCGGCGAUAUGUAUUCCGAAAUGCUAUAGCUUGGAGCCAUCGCAUCUACCGCAGUUGAUCGAAUAUAUCACGACACUUCUUGCAGAUCGGUCGAGCGUUGUUAUCGGCUCGGCGGUGUCUGCGUUCUUGCAGUUAUGUCCUGAACGGCUGGAUUUGAUUCACCCGCAUUACCGGAGGUACUGCCAGAUGCUUGUAGACAUGGAUGAGUGGAGCCAGGUUUCUUUGCUUCGGUCGUUACUAAUGUAUGCGAGGAAGUGCUUUCUGCCACCUGUGGAUGGCAGUGAGGAACCGACGCCGGUACAGAAUCAAAAGCCGAAGACGACGAAGGACUUUUAUGACGAGCACGAACAGGAGGAGGAGAAGAAAGAGGUACAGCCGGAGAGCUCAAGGCGACGAUCAACAGAUCCAGAUCUGAAGCUUCUCUUGCAAUUGGUUGCGCCCUUGUUGCUCAGCCGGAACAGUGCAGUGGUGAUGGCUGCCACCAGCAUUUACUUUUACCUUGCGCUUCCAAGUGAGAUGAGCCGCGUGGUCGUACCUCUACUCAGCCUUCUCCGCCGCAGUCCAGAUGUCCAAGCUGUUGCGUUAUCCAACAUCUCGGUGAUCUCCCAGCAAUAUGCCUCCUUAUUCUCACGGCAUCACAGGCAUUUCAUUGUCUGGCCGUCAGACCCUGAGUCGGUCUGGAAGCUCAAGCUCGAAAUACUGGCGUUAGUGGCAACGAAGGACAACAUCAAGGAUAUCCUUCCUGAGCUUCAGCGAUAUUGCACAAGUCAGGAUAGUGCCCUAUCUGCCGCGGCUGUCAAAGCCAUCAGCAUGUGUGCGCAGGCCGUACCUUCGAUGGCAGAACCAUGUUUGAGGACUCUCAUGAAGCAUCUCAGAUCGGACAAUGAAAGGCUAGCGGCCGAGUCUGUUUCCGCAAUCAGGCAUCUCGUGCAAUUGAGUCACGAGCCGAAUGCCGAUGUUAUCACGACAUUAGCCAAAUCACUCGCAUAUGUCACGGAUGCCAAGGCGCGAGAGAAUAUCUUGUGGCUCGUUGGGGAGUAUUCGGCGGUUUCGGGGGUGCUGAGGGUCGCACCAGACGUUCUACGACUCUGUGCCAAGACUUUCCCGGAAGAGGACGUGUCGGUCAAGUUGCAGGUUCUGACAUUGGCUGCGAAACUUUAUUCUCUUUACCUAGCUCACGAUCAGGGCCAUCGCGACUCCGAAACCAAGGAAAUUACGAACGAGGAACAGCAAACGAACGAGCAGAUCGAGGAGGAGCCGCCCAGUGAGGCCGCAUCUCCCGGUGGUGACAAUGCCGGCAUUACUUUGCUGUACAACUAUGUCACACAACUUGCUCGAUAUGAUCUUUCAUACGAUCUUCGAGACCGAAGCAGAUACUAUCGAGCACUGCUAAGCUCCCCGCUUGCUAGUGCCGCAUCGCAAGUCUUAUUGGCCUCGAAGCCUGUACCAGAACAACGCUAUGACACAGCCUCCCGCGGUCGCUUCGUGUUGGGAUCGGUUUCGUUAGCAUUGAACAUGGAAACUAAAGAUUACGUGGGGCUUCCCGCAUGGCCAGAGUCUGAAGACCAAAUCCCGCCAAGUACUUCACGAGACGUCCAUCUCCCUGUUUAUGAAGCUCCUCAUUCGCAGAUUGCAACUCCGCAAUCGAGAAUGUACUCACCAGCGCCAUCCACGCAAUCGUCGCUCAAGGCUGCUGCGCCUUUGCCGAAGAAAGUGGGUAUUCCAAGUCUGGACGACUUCUAUGCGGAGAGUGACGAGGAGCAGGACGAAGAGGAAGACGAAGAAAGCGAAGAAGAGACUUCGUCAGGCGAGGAAGAAGGUUCUGAGGAGGAAGAAGAGUCUGCAGAAGAGUACGCCAGCGAUGAGGAAACGGAUGAAGAGAGCGAGAGCGGUGCUGAGAAGGAGCUGCUACCAAAUGAGAAACACGAGCAUUGA
Messenger RNA from Saitoella complicata NRRL Y-17804, 2454 nucleotides. RefSeq lists its product as uncharacterized. Gene Ontology annotation, biological process: intracellular protein transport; vesicle-mediated transport. The coding region runs from base 1 to 2454 and encodes 817 amino acids. NCBI's taxonomy places the organism in Eukaryota, Fungi, Ascomycota, Saitoellomycetes, Saitoellales, Saitoellaceae. The transcript has 2 exons. The record is from RefSeq and is a predicted model, not a curated record. Gene Ontology annotation, cellular component: AP-3 adaptor complex; membrane coat.